CGGCUACGUGUCGAACGCGUUAUUUCAAUGUCGUUUUUGACCAUUGCCAUCCUCCUCGCAAGUUUCGCGCGGCGGAGCGCGGCUAUAACUCGUCCAAAAACAGCGCCAAAAACCGGACCCAACUUGGCCCUUAAUUUGCGCGGCGGCGGCCACAUCAGCGACGCAGCGAUAUACGGUGGCGCCGGCCUCACGCUGGUCGACGCGGUCGGCGAAUUCAUCUAUCCGGAACUCGUCGUCGCCGACGCCAAGGAUAAAGAGGGCCUCGUCGCCUGCCGCGCGUCAGCGGUCUGGCGCUGCUUCCUCUGCACCGUGCUCUUAAUUGACCCGAGCGUGGUGCACGCGUGGUCGCACCUCGCCAACGCCGUGGCCCUCGCGGCCUGCGCGCCGCUCUACGAGAGCAUCGGUUUCAAGAAGGCGCCGCUCGCCGCGUGGACGGCCGCCGUCGCCGUACUGGGCGCCGCGAGCCUGCUCGACCGCCCGUCGAAGUUUCUCGCGGCGGCGAUCCUCGUCGUCAACGGCCUGACCUCGGAACUCACGCUCGGCGUCAACCCCAACUACACGUUCCGGCUCCACGACAAGCUGACCGCGCCCAAGUCGCGCGUCUGGUUCCACGCGACGCGGAACUCGGGCGCCUUCCUCGCCGCUACGGGACUCUACCUGGCGUUGCUCGCGCCGACGGCCCCCGGCACCACAACUCCGGCGCUCGACCGCGCGGACGCGUUCGGGCUGACGACGUUGAUGAUAGCGGCGGCGAUGCUCCGCUUCGCGCUCGCCAAUCCCAAUGAAGAGGGCUUCCGGCGCGUGCCCCGGGCCGGCGUCGUCGCGUGGCCACUGCUGCUCGCCGUCGCCGCGCUCGCGUAAACGGAAGUUUUAUAGGUUUCUUACACAGAGGGUGAAGACGCAAACACC
Messenger RNA from Pelagomonas calceolata, 909 nucleotides. The record is from the annotation of a GenBank genome assembly. NCBI's taxonomy places the organism in Eukaryota, Pelagophyceae, Pelagomonadales, Pelagomonadaceae.